Vicia villosa (hairy vetch) is the source of this 897-nucleotide messenger RNA. RefSeq lists its product as uncharacterized. Lineage: Eukaryota; Viridiplantae; Streptophyta; Magnoliopsida; Fabales; Fabaceae. Bases 1 to 897 code for a protein of 298 amino acids. The transcript has 2 exons. The record is from RefSeq and is a predicted model, not a curated record.
AUGGAGAACAAAAUACCGGCGGAUUAUUUUGCUAACAAUUGUUUUUUUCAUAUUUGGAGCGACUAUGGUAUCGCGAUUCCCACUGUCACGGAUUUACACGCUGCUGCCCCCAACAGUAUCGGUACAGCCUCUUCCCCUAACAGCGAUGGUUCAGCCGCUGCAACCACCAGUUUUGCGCCGCCUACAGCCCCGGUGGCUCCUGGACCGGCUGCUACCUUGGCUCAUCUUUUAUCGCAGGCCGAUUUAAAGCUGGAACAGCAGGAUACAGCUUAUUGGAAGCAAGAGGAGGAUGGAGUUUUUUAUGUUUCUUCUUGCUAUUAUGUCUUGUCUAGAAGACAUAUUCCUUUUGGACCGGCAAAUCGUUAUGAUUCGGUGUUUGAACAUAUUUGGAAGGCGGAGGUUCCUCUAAAGGUUAAAGCGUUCAGAUUGAGGAGUUUUCUCAACAAAAUCCCAACUAAAGACUUGCUUUUGAAUAGAGGUAUCCUUAAUUCCUCUUCGAAUUUAGAUUGUGUUCUUUGUGAAGAAUUAAAUGAGACUUUGCUUCAUUCUUUUUUGCUUUGUCGCAAUGUCGCUAUUGUUUGGAAGGAGAUGGCCGAGUGGAUAGGAUUGAAUUUUAAUAGCAUUGAUGAUUUUAAGGAGAAUUUCUGGUAUUGGAGCAAUUUUUGUCGCGCAAAGAAGGUUAAAAGAGGAAUAGAGGGAAUUGUUUGGUUAGCCAUUAUUUGGAGCAUCUGGUUGUGUAGGAAUGAUAUAGUUUUCAACAACUCGUCUUGGAAUUCAAAAGAUGUGGAGUGGAGUUGUAAAGCUCUAAUUUGGAGAUGGUCGUAUAUCGGGAAAAUUACGCAUUCCAAUUAUAAUUUCUAUGAAUUUAGCAAUAACUCAUUGUUUUACUUAAAUUAA